AUGGAUUUCGUGCCGGAAGGACUGCUCCCCCGCUGGCUGCUGCUCGUUGGCGCCGUGGCUGCGCUGAAUGGCGUGCAGAACAUUAUGAAGCCUGCGUUCAGCACGAAAGUGUACUCGUCGAACGCCGGCCGCGCGCAGGCCACGCCGCUGUCGGCGCGCCUGUUUGCCAUCUGGAACCUGACGUCGGCCAUGGUGCGCCUGUACGCUGCGUACAACAUCCACGAGCGCGGUGCCUACGUCCUGUGCCUUGGCACGUUUGUCAUUGCGCUCGCGCACUUUGUGUCGGAGAUGCUCUUCUUUGGCACGCUGGCGCUAGUGCCUGGCUCGAUCAGUCCGCUGAUUGUUGCGUGUACGUAUCGUGACUGA
Molecule: messenger RNA, 366 nt
Organism: Malassezia japonica
Lineage: Eukaryota; Fungi; Basidiomycota; Malasseziomycetes; Malasseziales; Malasseziaceae
Gene: ERG28
Product: ergosterol biosynthesis protein
Exons: 3
Coding region: 1-366 (121 amino acids)
Cellular component (GO): membrane; endoplasmic reticulum
Molecular function (GO): protein-macromolecule adaptor activity
Source: RefSeq, a predicted model, not a curated record